Oikopleura dioica is the source of this 1884-nucleotide messenger RNA. The record is from the annotation of a GenBank genome assembly. NCBI's taxonomy places the organism in Eukaryota, Metazoa, Chordata, Appendicularia, Copelata, Oikopleuridae.
AUGAGUUGGUUGAAAAGGGCGACGACGGUUGAGGAAGAAAUUGAUCAGUUGGAAGCAUCGAAAGCCUGGCCCAACUCAAUAACUUUCCCAAGCCAGCCUCUUUCGUCGAUCGCCUGGUCAUGCGAAAAUUUCAUAGCCGUCGCUGCGGAAAACGGUUUAGAAGUGAUCCACCUCGACAGUCAUGUGAUCAAGAAAAAGGCAUCAGUUCACAAGGCGGAAGUGCCUCCUCGUCCGGAGGUGAUCCCAUUCGAGUUAGAAAAUUUCAGCGAAUUGCUUCACAAAUUUCAUCGCAAAGCUCUCUACAAGGCGGCCCAUUUUCCCAACGAGUUUUCAUGGCACUCAAAGGCAAUCUACGAUCCGUCAUUCUUCUUUCAUCAAAUCAAGCUUGAGCGGUUGAAGACAAUGGCGAAAACAAAGGAGCUCCAGGCAAAUCCGACAUUGCAGAUCGACUCGAUUAACUUUCCUCAAACAGUAAAAUUCUGGCCGGAUCAUCCAUCUUCUUCCCCACCGAUUGGAGGCUCUAUCAUGUUUGUCCAGACAAAAGAUCAUCGUCUCCUCUGCUAUAGAUUUUGUGAAGCAAAUCCUCCAUAUUGGGAUGUCAUGGCGGAAUUGACAGAAGUUGUUCGCAAGAAGAAAAUUGCCGAGUACGAAAUGUACAAUCCAAACAUUCAUACCCAAGCUGACAGCUACGAUUUCAAGGAUCCCGACAUCGACAAUGCUGGGAUGCAAUUUUAUGCCUUGAUCAGCUCCCUCAACUUGAUUGACUUCUGCUUUUUAAAUGCUUGUAACGAUGGUGAAUUGAGUGUAAUUAUGCUCUUUCAAGAUGGCUCGGUCUUUGAAGUAGGGGUUAAUAUAACUACAUAUCAUGUUACUGUGAAGAAUUGCCUGCUUUUGAUCACUGGGAAAGAUGGAGUUAUUCCAAAGGGAAUUGCUCGAGUAAAAGCCAUGAGCUCGAUUCCACUUUAUUUGGUCUGGUCAUCUGAUGGCGAGGUCUAUCUCCUGGAAUCUUCUGGAAACGGACUGAAACUGUGCUCGAGUGCGAAAUUCUCCGAUUAUGAGACACACUGUGUAUCGUCAGUGCUUGAUAGGAAUGAAAAACUAAGGAUUUUCGCUGGACGAAUAAACUUGAUUGAAAGCUUCAUGGUCGACAUAAAUGGGGACGAUAUUCUCAUCAAUAAGAACUCUUAUUCUAAAAUUAGUUCAACGAAUACAUUGGGAUUCAUGAGAAUAGAUGCAAAGCUAAUUAGCGGGACAGUGAGAUGCACUGCGGUCUCCCAGGACGGACUUAUUACUACAGUGGAACUGACUGGUCAAGGUUAUCUUCAAAAUUUUGGCGCGCUAAAGCAAGUUGAAAAGCCGGUGGACUCGAGGAUUGUUUCCACUGCCUUUUCGCCGCAUUCCACCACACUUUGCGUUGGAUUCAAAAAGUCUACGAUCGUCCAUAAGGUUUGUGACAAAGGGGUCGCCGUCAUCAACUGGUUUCCAAUCAUGGACGACUCAGAGUUUGAACCAGAGCUGGCGAAGGUCAUCACCAGCGUUUCUUUCAAAGAAGAAAUGCUUCCUUCAAUCGUUGACUUUGUUCUUCCAAUGAAGAGGAUCAAUUCGACAUUUUACGAAAUCCAAAGAUGCCUUCAAAAUUCCAACAUGGAUACCUUGUGCUACUUCUUGAAUAAAACCUUAUUAUCGAAUGAAACCGGAGAAAUGGAGUUUGGAAAUGGGUCCAUUCUAAGCGCCAAUUGCUCUUUUUGCGAUCUCGAGUACGAAAUAGUAACUUUGCCUGAUCAACAAAGAGAGGAAGAAAGGAUACCUUGUCUCCGAUGUAAAAUGCCCAAACCGUUUGUGAGGAGCUUCAACGAAACUCCGACACUUGCAGUUAUGAGCUAA